Messenger RNA from Dermacentor andersoni, 2291 nucleotides. RefSeq lists its product as uncharacterized. Gene Ontology annotation, biological process: protein processing. NCBI's taxonomy places the organism in Eukaryota, Metazoa, Arthropoda, Arachnida, Ixodida, Ixodidae. Gene Ontology annotation, cellular component: plasma membrane. The record is from RefSeq and is a predicted model, not a curated record. Gene Ontology annotation, molecular function: metalloendopeptidase activity.
GCGGGCACGCAGCACUCCGUUCACGCGAUGUCUAGAACGUUUGCGUUGAAGAUCGUCCUUUCAGAGUCGACACUACGAUAUUAACAGCAGAGCCUCUAGUAGCAGCGAACGCAGGUGGGGUUUAUGACACCACGGAGAGAGCACGGUAGAGGCGCGCCGUUGCCAGCGCCGGAGGACCACCGUGUGCGGCGACCUGACCACGCAGCGUUCGUGGGCGCCGUGGGUCUGAUCGCGGCUGCCGUGUGCGUCGCCGUGCCGAUCGGGUUGCGCCUGAGCCUGGUACGCUGCAAGGGCAGCGAGUGCCUGUCGCUAGAGCGGGACAUGAAGCGCGCCAUGGAUCCCGGUGCAGACCCGUGCAGCAACUUCUACCAGCACGUCUGUGGCCGAUGGGUCAGUGGAAAGACGGACUUCGCAUAUGUCACCUACAAGUACAGGAACUCCCGGGACAAGGAUCUGAUGCACGAACUGGUGACGGGCGUCUCGCUGACUCCGAAUCGCCAUCAGACCACCCGUGAUAAGCUGGCCCUACUGUACCUCAGCUGCCACGCAGAAGUUAACAACGAGGAGUCCAUUGGCGAUUUCCUACGUGUCCUUGGACUCACCUGGCCGAAGCGCUCUCACUCAAGUGCCUUCGAGGUUCUGGACAUUAUGGCGGUGGCGUCUCUGGAUUACGGCUUCUCGCUUGUCUGGACAUUCGCGAUAGGCCGACACCCACGCAGGCGCCGACAGAGCGUGAUUUAUGUGAUGCACGACUCAGGCUUGUUCGUAUGGAACGCGAUAACCUCUGAUCUGGCGAACGAAGACAAGCUUCCGGACUUUCUGCGCCUCUGUGCUGAACGCGUCGGUGCCACCGGGCAGUCCUACGACUCUAUGAUCCACGACGUCGUCAGCACGCACGAGGCAAUAAUGCACAUUAUGAGGAACGAAUACGCGGUCACCUACAUACCCGAGUACAUGAACUACAGCAACGCAGACCUGAGAAGGGCCGUAAAUCGCCACCUGCCUGACCGAUCACAGGAAUGGUCACCGGACAUUUUGGUGUGCCUGCAGCUCGAGCAGUUCUCCCACUUCCUCGACGAGCUACGCAGUCCGGAGAAAGCCGCUAGCUUAAAGCUUUACCUAGGCGCGUACCUGGUCUUUAAGAUGAUGACCUUUGCGUCGCGACGCUUAACGCACGCUAUGAUGAAAGAAAAAGGCAAGCUUUCCCAAAUGGACCGGUACGUGAGGGCGCAGUGCACGGACCUGAUCGACACUGCCUUGCCCCUGUCUGCCCGGAAGUUCCAGCAGGACAAGAUUGACAGCGCAUCGCGACUUGCCAUCUUCAACAUCUACGCCCACGUGCUCCGAGCGCUCGUGGACGUCGUCGCCGGCCACGACACCGAUAUCGCCUCCAGUAUAGACGAAUAUGCGCACACGCUAUCCCUCGGUGCCUUCAACUUGACCAUCAGGCAAGAGCAGCUAGAGGCGCUCUACGCGUUCGUACCUCAGCUAAAAAUCGAAAAACUGCGGUCAUUUCUGGACCUGUACACCACGGCGAUGGACUCUACACUAACGGUGCUUAAGGAUUCCACGAACGUCCACAGGGGGAACCUCGCGCAUGUUCCACACUUGGCAACCAAUCCCGUCUACCGCCUUCUAGUGGCACGCGAGAUAGCGAUCCCGCCGUAUGCGUUAUUGUGGCCUGUGUUCCACCGCGAAUAUCCCGCAGCAGUGAACAUGGGGUUGCUUGGAACUUUCAUCGCUCGAGGUCUGGUGGACAUGGUGUUUUACAUGUUCUUCCAGGAUAAGGACUUCCAGCCCCUGCCUCGGGCCCAGGUGAAGUUUCCACCUGCGCUGCUGGACUUUAUCGAACGCCUUAGGCGAAGUCUUAAAUACAGCCUGAAGAGCUUAAAAAAUGGGACAACGUCGAGGAGGGACAUCGAGGAGCUGAUAAAGCAAGUCAUCGCCGGACACCUGGUGAGCAGAGCUCUUGCCACAGUGUCGUCGCCGAAGCCCACCGCGUACUUCUCAGCGCUGCCCGCAGAACGGCUCUUGUACAUGGCCACCUGCUUCAGAUACUGCCAAAUGACACCGAAAUUGAGAAGCUUCGCCGCCUGCAACGUGGUUGUGCCGCACCUUCCCGGGUUUGCGCGGGCGUUCGGUUGCAACGUUACGUCGGGCUCCGCGUACUCCUUGGGUGACAUUCCUGAAGCAGCGCCGAAGGACGAGGACGUUGCACGCGGCACUACUGAAUAUGUAACGGUUUAAUACCCCUAUCCGAAGGCCACAUGGAACAGGAGUUGAUCCUUUUA